CGUGGCUUCCGCGCUGACGCAGAGACGUUGGACAGGAACAAUAAUGGCUCUCGCCGUCCUCUGCAUGCCAGUGUUGCAGUGGUGGUAAUGUUUGAAUAUUUUAAGGACUAACAAUGCCCGCACAGAGCCUGCCGGUCCGGGAUGGGUCCUUUCAUUUCCGCCUGCUGCAGCAGUAUUUGAUCCUGCUGAAGAAUUACCCGAUCCUCACUAAAUCUGUCACCAGUGGGAUCCUGUCAGCUUUAGGAAAUCUACUUUCACAGUAUUCAGAAGCCAGAAAAAAGGCCAAAAGUGGAAACCCAGUCAACGAGAUUGAGGUGGCCGGAGCUGCACGAUAUGCCAUCUUCGGACUGAUCAUCACGGGGCCAGUGAGCCAUUUCUUUUACCAGCUGAUGGAGGUGUGGAUGCCAACCACCGACCCGCUCUGUAUAGUCAAACGAUUGCUGCUGGAUCGACUCGUCUUUGCUCCAGGCUUCCUGCUCAUUUUCUACGUUGCCAUUAACAUCCUGGAGGCUAAAGGUUGGGAUGAUUUUGAGAGGAAGAUGAGAAAGAGUUACUGGACAGCUCUAAAGAUGAACUGGAAAGUCUGGACUCCCUUCACAUUCAUAAAUAUUAACUUUGUGCCUGUUCAGUUUCGAGUGCUGUUUGCCAACAUGAUCGCCUUAUUCUGGUAUGCCUACCUUGCCACUGUGAGGAAAUGAGGCUUGUUUUCACUGAAGACUGAGAAGACUGCAGCCAACGCCCUUAUGUGGCUAUUUUACAUAAAGUCGCUCUUCUGAUAAUACGUUUAAAUACACUGCUUUAAAACUCUGAAAUCAAAACAAUGAAAGUAUUUUUUUACGUUCCACUUACAGGGACCUACCUUUAUAGAACAACUUGACGAAGUGGAAAAACUUUUUUUUUUUUUUUUUACAGAAGCAGAACAAAGUGAAAUUGUUUUAUGAGCCUAACAUACAGAACUGAGAAAAAUAGCAGAAAUAAAACACUACAGAGA
This is a messenger RNA of Fundulus heteroclitus (mummichog), 991 nucleotides long. RefSeq names its product peroxisomal membrane protein 2 (gene pxmp2). Lineage: Eukaryota; Metazoa; Chordata; Actinopteri; Cyprinodontiformes; Fundulidae. Gene Ontology annotation, cellular component: membrane; cytoplasm. The record is from RefSeq and is a predicted model, not a curated record. The coding region runs from base 114 to 698 and encodes 194 amino acids. The transcript is spliced from 5 exons.